AUCGUUUUUGCACAACAAUGUUGCGACUGUUCUUGUUAGUGUUUCUUGUGGUUAUUAUCGAUGCAGGAGAAUUGGAUAGGGUACAUCCAAAAUUUCGACCUGAUUACAAAUACGUGGCGACCAUAGGGGGCUGGAUGAAGAUGCAUCGCGUACCAACAGACUGGCGUGACGCCCGUACACGGUGCCAGCUCGAAGGUGCUGACCUUGCGUCUCCGUCGGAUGACCUGAUGCUGAACGCCAUGUUAUUCAUAAGCAAAGAUGCCGUUGGUGUCAAUUGUGGCGUCUACACCGGCAUUCACUCUUGGUUCUCCAAGGGUGAUUUUACCUCUAUUGAUGGUACUCCCCUGUGGAAGAUGCCGGUUGAACUUAGCAGUUCUCAGAUGUGUUCUCGAAAGAUACCGCACCCUUGCACAGUUCUUUUUCCUUCUGGUACAAAUGACGCUGUGGAUUGCAACCAACCUUAUAUCUUCAUUUGCUAUAGAAAGUAUAAUAAGGAGAUUCAUAAUAUUAAGAGUGAAUGCGGAACUAAUGAUCCUGAAUAUAAAUAUUACGAAACACCAGGCCGAUGCUACAAAUUCCAUCUGCAACCUCAAACCUGGCCAGAUGCCUACAAGAUCUGCCUGGCUGAAGGAGGACAUCUGGCUAUCGUAAACAGCGAUGAGGAGGUUAAAGUCAUAUCCAGCAUCUUUGAGCUGCAUCCUGCUAAUACCAUGCUGUCGAAGUGGAAAGAUCACUUGCUUCUAGGAUUCAUUCUAUUUAAUGAAACUUGGAAUACUAUACAUGGGCAAAGUCUUCACGAGGCAGGUUUUGCGAGCUGGAAGGAAGGACAACCUAACAAUUGGCCCCAUCCCGACAACUCUGGUCACCUUGACCUUUAUGGUAAUAACCAGAGCUGCGGUUCAAUGGUUCGCGGCGGUCUUUUAGAUGAUAUUUGGUGUGACACUCAAUUCGCUUUCAUAUGCGAAAGACCUUUACCGGAUGUUGCAAAGUGAACCGUUUUCAUGUGAAUGAUGAGGAUGGAGGUCGCAGGAAGCUUUAUAAAUGGUAGGUUCUGAAUUACGAAACAUAUAAGUCCUUUAUAAAUUCAGAAAAUGUUUGAAAAAACAUCAACUUUUUUAAUUUUUGUUUUUUGCGAUGAUUGUUAUAUGAAC
Messenger RNA from Hyposmocoma kahamanoa, 1151 nucleotides. Its product is annotated as C-type mannose receptor 2-like. Gene Ontology annotation, molecular function: signaling receptor activity. The transcript is spliced from 6 exons. The record is from RefSeq and is a predicted model, not a curated record. Bases 18 to 992 code for a protein of 324 amino acids. NCBI's taxonomy places the organism in Eukaryota, Metazoa, Arthropoda, Insecta, Lepidoptera, Cosmopterigidae.